This is a messenger RNA of Leishmania braziliensis MHOM/BR/75/M2904, 417 nucleotides long. RefSeq lists its product as hypothetical. Lineage: Eukaryota; Euglenozoa; Kinetoplastea; Trypanosomatida; Trypanosomatidae. Bases 1 to 417 code for a protein of 138 amino acids. The record is from RefSeq and is a predicted model, not a curated record. The transcript has a single exon.
AUGGCUGACUACUCCGUGCUUUCUCGGCGAAGGGAGCUGACUCGCAAGCCAAUUAUUCGACGCACCCGCAGCUGGCGUGGCAUUAUGCAGGUUCGCUUCAACGACAGCCGCGCAGACCGCAACAAGAUCGGCCUACAAGCCUUUUUUUGGGCCCCGGUGCGCAUCUUUGGCUUGGGCCUUCUUGCCACCUGUAGCCUCUACUACCUGAUGGGGCACGACAGCUUUGUGCACACGUUACUAGGCUACGAGUCGGAGAUGCAGUACGAGGCACGUGUCAACCCCAUCGCAGAGGGACAUUCGCAGAAUUUUAUGAUUUUGGAUAAGGACCGCGCCUGGAAGUCGCCGGUGCGGAACUUGGAAAAGCCGCUGCAUCCGGCGCGCACGUUUGAUGUGCUGCGCGAUCCCAAAUCAACUUGA